UAUGUCGGAUGGAUGACCUAAACAAUUAGCCGCGGUUGAUAUCUAGCCAUAUUCUUUUUAUUUUCUUUUUUCUUUAUAUAUACCCAGUUGUAAGGUAUUCAUUUUUCUUUAUUUUUCCCUUCAUAUUUUUCCCUCCAACUACCACAACUCCAAUUGCAAGGCUAAAUUAGUAAAAGCCAAAUAUUCCCACUUCCAUGGACGUCCGCGGCCGCUCCUUCCAUUAUCGUCGUCGUUAAUAAAAGGCGAAGGCUUCUCCUCUUCGCCUCGAGUUUCCCUCCUUCCCUCCACCAGCGAUGAAGGUUAUCGAUAAGAUCGCCGGCGACCACGACGGCCCCGUCGUCUUCUCCUUCGAGUUCUUCACUCCGAAGCUCUCCGGCAAGCUGGAGGACCGCGCACGCGCCUCCGACGCCUUCGUGGCCAAGGUUGCCCGCAUGGCCGCCCACGGCGCGGCCUUCUGCGACAUCACGUGGCGCCCCCGCGACGCCGACUCCACACUCGCCCUCGCCGGCCGGAUGCAGCGCGAGGUCGGUGCCGAGACCAUGAUGCACCUCACGUGCCUAGGCAUGCCCCUCGACCGCAUCGACCACGCCAUCUCCGCCGUCCGCGCCGCCGGCGUCCAGAACGUCCUGGCCCUUCGCGGCGAUCCUCCUCAAGGUUCCCCCGAUGCCGCCGUCUCCGCGGACGAGGCCGCCCCCAGCGGGCCCGCCUGCGCCCUCGAUCUGGUCGAGCACAUCCGAUCCAAGCACGGGGACUACUUCGGCAUCGCCGUCGCCGGGUAUCCAGAGGCGCACCCGGACAAGAUCUCGGACGGGAGCGAGGUCGCGACAGUGGAGGGAUACGAGAGCGAUCUGGAGUACCUCAAGAAGAAGGUGGAAGCCGGGGCGGAUUUGAUCGUGACGCAGCUCUUCUUCGAUGUCGAUAUUUUUCUCAAAUUCGUGGGGGAUUGCCGGCGGGUCGGGAUCGAUUGCCCGAUCGUGCCAGGAAUCCUUCCGAUCGCGACGUACCGGAACUUCCAGAGGAUGACGGAGACGUGCAAGACGAAGGUGCCGGCGGAUGUGAGGGCGGCGGUGGAGGCCAAGAAGGGGGACGAGGCGGCGCUGGCGGCGUACGGUGUGGAGCUGGCGACGGAGAUGUGCCGGCAAAUCUUGGAGAAAGGGAUGAGGGAGUUGCACUUCUAUACGAUGAACCGCGAGGAGCCGACGCUGGCGGUGCUGAGGAAUCUGGGGCUGGUUACGGGAGCCGACAAGGGGGUUCCGAAAACUUUGGCAGAGAUCCAGAACGGCGAGAAAGCGGAGUCGGAAAAGAAGCCGGCGAACGGGACGCCGUAGAUGCGGGAUACUUUGGUAGGUCCCAAAGAAGAUCUCAACGAGGAACACGUUGUUGACCAAGUAUCGUCCAAGCGUUCACACUAUAGUUUUGUAUUGGCACGUGGGACGCGGCUCCGCAGGACGGAGGCCAAGUAAUGGGAGAAAUAUAUUAAGACAGGAGAUGAUAGCAAUCAAGUGGAUAAUUUUUUAUCACUGAUAUCGCAUGAAAGAACAACAUAUAAUACUCAUCUUGUUACACCUGCAUGACAAUUCUAUCUGUUAUUUGUAAUCUUAAAAAAAGGCAGUUCCCCUUCUCACU
Molecule: messenger RNA, 1626 nt
Organism: Phoenix dactylifera (date palm)
Lineage: Eukaryota; Viridiplantae; Streptophyta; Magnoliopsida; Arecales; Arecaceae
Product: methylenetetrahydrofolate reductase (NADH) 2-like
Biological process (GO): tetrahydrofolate interconversion
Cellular component (GO): cytosol
Molecular function (GO): methylenetetrahydrofolate reductase [NAD(P)H] activity; FAD binding
Source: RefSeq, a predicted model, not a curated record